GAGUUAAUAUUUAUGUUUGUGGCAGCUGGUGGAAGGUCAGCUCAAAUGAUAAAAUGUUCACAGCGCAAAAUGUAUCCAUCAUUAAAUACAAAAUAAGAAGGCUAGAAUUUAUGGUAAGUAAACAUGUACAAAUGAUGAUGUCAUCACUAUCAUUAUUGAAAUCACCACCUACUGCUCAAACAUCUACUACUACUGCUCAAACAUCUAUUGCUGCUGCUGUUUCACCAACUACUACACAAGCACUUGCUCAAACUGUUUCACCAACUACUACACAAUCAUUUCAAUCAUACAUUACACCACCUCCAACACAACAUUGUAAUAAAAAAUAUAGUUAUGGAAUCAGUUCUGAUGACAAUAGUGAUUAA
Entrophospora candida is the source of this 365-nucleotide messenger RNA. The record is from the annotation of a GenBank genome assembly. NCBI's taxonomy places the organism in Eukaryota, Fungi, Glomeromycota, Glomeromycetes, Entrophosporales, Entrophosporaceae.